Molecule: messenger RNA, 12147 nt
Organism: Pelmatolapia mariae (spotted tilapia)
Lineage: Eukaryota; Metazoa; Chordata; Actinopteri; Cichliformes; Cichlidae
Gene: drd4b
Product: dopamine receptor D4b
Exons: 4
Coding region: 8966-10123 (385 amino acids)
Biological process (GO): adenylate cyclase-activating adrenergic receptor signaling pathway; negative regulation of adenylate cyclase activity; phospholipase C-activating dopamine receptor signaling pathway
Cellular component (GO): plasma membrane
Molecular function (GO): dopamine neurotransmitter receptor activity, coupled via Gi/Go; G protein-coupled receptor activity
Source: RefSeq, a predicted model, not a curated record
UGAAGUGUUUAUACACAAGUUACAGAAAUUCCACAGACAUUAGAAUUGUAGCAUAAAGUAGUUAUUAAUGAGUUAUAACAAGCUUUCACACCUUUUAUAAAUUCUGUACAGGUGUGUGAUGUUAAAGCAUUUCCUGUUUUUCUACUGACACAUUCAUAUAUACAAACCCUGCCAUAUUAACUUAUAUUGGCACAAUGACAGUGAUCAGUUACAUUAUUAACUGACGCUGACAGGUUACGCUAGGCUGUAAUCAUCACACCUCGACAGAUGAAAGAAAAGCAGAUUCAACAUCUUCACAGAAAAGUCUUUUCAAAUGACUUCAAAUAGACAAAGACGAAAGAGGAACAAAUGAUUUCAGUGAUUUCUAACACAAUUUUAAAGACACACAAAACAUGUAUGUCUUGGAAGACACUGAGGAAACAAAGCAAAGCUACAAUGAAAUGCAAAGCACCUGAGAUAAAAUGACUACAAAUGAUAUAAAACAUCAAAGGAAAGACGCACAAUGAUGACAAAGAGAUGUACAGCAGACAAACUUACACAACAUCUUACACACUCAAUGUUCUGGGAGAAUUAGACAAAGCUGUGUGAGGAUAGGUUCCAAUUACCACAUCAAAAAGAUGCGACAGACAAACAAACAAACAAACAAACAAACAAACAAUCAAAAACAACUUCCCAAAGACAUAAAAGCAUUUCAAACAGACACAGAACAACUUCAAAGAGAUCCCCAAUAACUUCAGAUACACGAAAAAUUACUUCAAAGAACCCCAAAUGGCCACAAAAAGCAUCUUCAGUGCAAAGCUCUGAAGGGCCUCUAUAACAUCUGUGCCCAUAGGUCUGUUUCCUUUCAUCUGUCCAUGUGGACAGUAUGUACAGCAGGAAGCAAAAUAAACCAACAGAUUUGUUGGACCACCACUGUCAUGCCGAGGUGGGUGACUUAACUCUAACAUGUUACACUAACUGGAUACUCAACACUGAAAAUGAAUAUGUAUAAUAAAAAUGUAUGAAAGGCAGUAUGUCAAGUUGUAGCUUAUAUAACAACAAUCCUGACGUGAGUUAUAGGUAAUAAUGUGAGCUGUGUUUGGUGAUGUAACUGUUACUCAGUGUCGGGGAGGGGAGGGGUUAACAGAGGAAGUAAUCUCAUUAGAGACCUACUUAAUGGAAUUCUUGUUCUAUUAAGCAGGAGCUGUGUCUUUAAGCCUGGUGAUGGAUAGCACAGCUGUUUCAGAGUUUUUUCUCAUUGAGAAAAAGUUUUACUGCCUAGUUUAGAAUAAAUUGUUUUGUUGGGGUUUUCCUUUUUCAAUUUCCAAACUAAACUGGAUAGAACUUCAUCUUUGGCUCUCUUCCACAGUGUGCCAUUGUAUCCUGUCUCCCUCCCCUUAUUCCCAACCAAUCAUGACAGCCUGGAUGUUUCUUCCUGUUAUGAAGGAGUUUUUCCUUCCCACUGUCACUUUCUCGUAGGGGAUCGUCUGAUCGUCUUGUAUUAUUGUAAAAUCUUUACCUUUAUAUAUAAAGCAUCUUGAGACAACAAACCACAUGAAAUUUUCAAGACUGAAAAACAAAUUCAACACCUGCUAAAAUCAAACACUGAGAAUCAAUCAAUUUAAAUCCAACAUCUCAUGUUUGUUCACUAUAAUUGGUAACAUAAUGAUGUCACACUAUUAAGCAUCAUUAAGGUAUUAGCAAGUGCUUAAUUCAAUAUUUAUCAUUACGCCCUGGCAGUAUAUGGGAAUUUUUGAUCCUUCUUCUAGAAGUCCAGUUGUCACAUCAGACACUGAUGUUGAACCAGAAUAUUGGUCUGGCUCAGAGAUCUCCUCUAUUUCAUCCCAAAGGUGUUCUGUCACUUUGAGCUCAGCAGUCCAGUCAAGUUCUUCCACAUCAGACUCACUCAUCCAUGUCAUGUUGGAACAGGAAGGGACAUCCCCAAACUCUGCUCACAAAAUUGGGAUCAUGAAAAUAUUCAAAAUGUCUUGGCGUGCUGAGGCAUGAAGUGUUCCUGUCACUGGAACAAAGGGGCCGAGCCCAACAGCCCCACACCAUAAUCCCCCCUCUACAAAACUUUGCACAGUACAGUCAGACACGUAGCGAAGCGUGAUUCAUCACUCCAGAGAACAAGUCUCCAUUGCUCUAGAGUCCAGCGGCGGCGUGCCUUACCCCACUGCAUUCUAUGCUUUGCAUUGCAAUUGGUGAUGUGAGGCUUUGAUGCAGCUGGCCAUGGAAACCCAUUCCAGGAAGCUCUCUACUGAUAAUUCAUGAGCUAAUCUGAAGGCUACCAGAAGUUUGGAGGUCUGUAGUGAUGGAGUCUACAGAAAGUUAGUGAACUCCACACAAUAUGUGCCUCAGCACCCUGAUUUUACAAGGCUGCGUUGCUGUUGUUCCCAAUCAUUUCCACUCUGUGGAAUAUUCAGUGGAAAGAAAAUUUCACAGUUGGAGUUGUUACACAUGUGGCAUCCAUCACAGUAUCAUGCUGGAAUUCACUGAGCUCCUCAGAGCGACACAUUCAUAUUGACUGACUGAUGACUGCCUGGCAGCCAAGAGUAGCUAGUGAAAAACUGGCAGUUUGUGUUGCACUUUUUCCAGUUUCACUACUAGAAAGUAGUUAGUGAAAGUUUGCAGACAAGUCAGUGCUUUCCAUAAAGUCUGUUUGCAACUAAAGCAAUGACAAAAAGAUCUUUGGUGCAGCCAUGCACCAGCAGCCACUCACCAACUGCUUGAGGAAUACAUAUUUUUCAUUAGUGUCUGGUAACUGCCAAGAGCAGACGAUAGCAUCACAGUGGGACACAUCCAAGAAAGAGCCGCAAGUAUGAAGAGUUGGACAGCACCAGGCCCUGACAUGAUUCCCACCUACUGGCUAAAACGGCUAACCUAAGGUCAAACAGUCCUGAUCCCCCAAAAUCCCCAGAAGGGACCUAUUUAACCACUGGCCAAUAACCUGCAUCAGCACCGCGUGGAAGUUCCUGUUAGGCAUCAUAGCAGUUAAGGUGAACAGCUAAAUGGCUCAAUACAUGAGCAUGUCCCAGAGGAAAAUUGGCAGUAACACAGCAACAAAACCCUAAGUGCAAUCAUCAGGAAUACAACGGGGUUGUAGCAGACAACACCAGAGGCUACCUUCAAGCUUCAAGUCACCAUUAAGUGCAGGAUUUACCAAGGAGAUGCUCUGUCACCACUGCUGUUCUGCACAGGCCUGAACCUCCACAGCCAGAUGAGACUGACUAUGGAAAGGAGCACCGCCUCUAUAUGGAUGAAAUCAAGUUGAAUGCCAGAAGUCAGACACUGAUUGACUGAUCCACACCACUAGGAUCUAAAGCAACGGCAUUGGGACAUCAUUCAGACUGGAGACAUGCAGUUGGAAGGCAAAAAAAGAGAGGGAAGUCAGACCUGAGGGAACUACAGUACCAGACACUCUAAAUGGGUAAAUGGGAACCAUGAAGAGGUCACGAGGGAAGCUGCAUCCACCAAAACUCACAGAGAGUAAGACAAGUCCUGAGGAGCCAGCAGAAUGGGAAGGACAAGAUGCAGGUAAUCAACACCUGCUCCCUGCCGCUCCUCAGAUACUCCGCUGGAUAAUAAGCUGGCCAAAGAAGGAGAUAGCAGCAUCGUUUUCUGAUAUUUACUAUAUUGUAGGAGGUGCCGUAAGCGUCAAGUGCAAUGUGUGUCAGGGAGCUGUCAGGGUGGAGGCCAGUCUGAUCCCUGGCUAUUGAGGCUGGCUACUGGGACAUGGAACAUAACCUCUUUGAUGGGGAAGGAGCCUGAGGUAGCGCAUGAGGUUGAGAUACCAAAAAAAAGCAGUCUAACAAUGACAUCAGUGGGAAAAAGAGGUAGCGAGAUCAAGCUUUUUUAACUUUCACUGGGAUGUCUAUUUUACUUUGAGCAGUAUGCUGAAGAAAGUGCCAAGCACACAUGCUUUGUCCUGUAUGAAAGGCCUUGAAGGAACACUACAACGGGGCAACCAGGAAAACUGAGCUUUGUAUUGUACUCAAUUUUUUGGCAGUCCUAACCAAGUAGCUCUUUUUCCUAAACAUAAAUAAGAAAUUUCAAGCCAGGCAAUAUUUUUUUGGGUGGUAAAGAAAGCAAACAGUAAAUAAAAAAUAUAAAUAAAAAGUGUGGGCCUCCAAUUAUGCUCCAAAAUAAUAAAUAUAAAAUCUGUAUGAAGACAAGUCAUUUUAAUGUACACAUCAAAGGAUUGUAGGGGAUUCUGGUGCAACUGUAACCAGGAACAUAAAUAAACAGAUUACAACAAACUGCUCUGUGACCGGGACAAAUACAAAUUAAUAAUAAUGAUAAUAAUGUGACACCUUAGCAUGUGCUUGUCCACAGCUGGCCAAAGGAGGAGAUAGAAGCCACUGACAUGAAGACCAGGAUGCUCCUGACCAUGCAUGGAGGGUUUCACCUCAAGUCCAGCACUUCCUUCCUUCCGCAUGCUAAGCGGAAGAAAGGAGGCCGGGGACUGGUGAGUUCCUGUCCAGGAUGAGGCAACAACCAUCCACGAAUACCUCAGGAAGAUCGCCCCAACCGACCGCGUGCUCAGCACAUAACAGCAGGGUGCAAGAUGCUAGCAGGCAGGGCAUACAUGGAACGCCAUAACCAAGUGGCCGGCAUAGUAUACAGAAACAUCUGUGCCGAGUACGGCCUGGAGAUCCCGAGGUCAAAAUGGGAGACGCCCCCAAGGGUGGUGGAGAAUGACCGAGCUAAGAUCCUGUGGGACUUCCAGAUACAGACGGACAAAAUGGUGGUGGCUAACCAACCGGACAUAGUGGUGGUGGACAAACAGAAGAAGAAGUGAUUGAUGUAGCGAUACCAGAUGACAGCAACAUCAGGAAGAAGGAACACGAGAAGCUGGAGAAGUACCAAGGGCUCAGAGAAGAGCUGGAGAAGAUGUGGAGGGUGAAGGUAACGGUGGUCCCCGUGGUAAUCGGAGAACUCGGUGCCAUGUCUAAAACUGUGCCAUCUCCAACUCUCUCAGUUACUGCUUACAGCCUGUAGACUGACUUCUGUGUGACAGGUGCAGGCUGAAUUUUUUAAAAGAAAUCACCAUGGUUGUUGGUGCCUUGGUGUUAGUUUAGGUUGGUAUAAAUGAAAUUCACUAUUCACUAAUGUUAACAUCUUCUGUGAUUUUGUCUGCUAACAUCACAAAGUAACCAUCGCCAGGCUAUGACCAGAUUCAGGGGCUGCAUCCUGGACAUUUAUACAAAUGUUAAAACAUUUUAACAAAUGUUAAAAUAAUGAAGACUCUUAAAACAUUCAAUUUGGCUACAUUUUCAGGUCCUCCGUGCUUUCAAAGUCUUUCUGUCCACUGGCCAAAUGUUUGGUGUAGAGGUCUGAGCACUCCUCACUGCACUGCCAGCAUACACUACGCUGUUAAACUUGUGUUUUGUAGUUUUGUCCUUGGAAUGAACCAGUUUUUGUCUGAGGAUCUGUCUGGGUUAGAAGUACACUGUCAUGUUUGGAGAAAAUUCUCCCGAGUCUCUGACAAACCUGCUACAUAAGGGAUGACAGUGUUGUUCCAUUUGUCAUUCUGUUUCUGCCUGGUUGGUGUCUGACCUUAUUUCCUGUGUAUCUUGUAGGGUCCUGAUCCCCCCAAGUUUGUGUUCCAGAGGGUGGUGGGAGUCAGAGAGUAGGUACUGGUCUGUGUGUGUCGGCUUCUGGUAAACUGUAGUGUUGAGGCUUCCAUCUUCCUCGAUGCGCACGGCACAGUCCAGAUAUGGCAAACUGUUAUCCUUUGAAUCUUCCCUGGUGAACUUUAUAUUUCUAUCCACUGAGUUAAUGUGAACAGUGAAGGCUUCUACUUAUUUUGACUCCAGGUGUCGUCCACAUAUCUGUAUCAGUGGCUGGGUGCUGUCCCUUUAAAAGAGCCAAGAGCCUUUCUUUCCACUUGCUCCAUGUAAAGGUUGCCUACAGUGGGUGACAGUGGGUAGUCCAUGGCACAUUCAUGCUUCUGUUUGUAGAAACCCUGUAUCUAAAACAUGUGGUGAUAAGGCAGAGCUUAACAGUGUGCAAAUUGGACUGGAGGUGAAGCUGUUUCUGUUGUGUAAGGAGCUGUUGCGAUGUAUUUGUUCUAAAAGUCUCCACUUGGACACAGCUACAGUGUAGCCUGUGUAUGCUUACAUGUAGCUAUGUACUUGUAUCUCAUAGUAGAUGUCUAAUUGGCUAACUUACACGUUCUGUCUCCAGAAAAUAGAAAAUAAAUUAUGCAAAGAUGUUUAACUAACAUUUGCUGUAACUUAGCAACACAAUAUCUGUUAUCUGUUAUCUCCAGCAUGGCCAGGCCAGCUUUGAUGGUAUCAUACUGGUUCUGUAUACACUGGUAUCCCAGAUGUUAUAAAAGAAACAUGAUAUAUUUGGGGCGACCGUGGUUCAGUGGGUUGGGAAGCUCAUCUGUAACCGGAAGGCUCUGGAUAACAGACGUCUCCGAAAACAUCGGAGCACUUUUGCAAAUAUGUGGUGUCUUGAUAAACCGAGCAGAUAUUUGAAGUUUACACAGCUACAUUCUCGAUUUGCGGAUGUGUGGUACUGAUUGGGUUUCCAGUACAGAUCGGGUAGCGACCAAUGACUGUAGAAAACAGUCUUUGGUAGCGACACAGCUGUCGAAUUGGGACAGCCUUCGUCGCGUCGCUGUGACGUAAUCUGCCCUCAAAUGUGGCCUCCAUCGUCACAGGACGAUGCAGGACCUGAAUUGGGACCAAAUCAUUGAUUGGGACAUAGCAUACGUAAUUUCUUCUUUGUCUUCUUCUGUUUUCUUGGCAGUUGGCAACCCAUUGAAUUACAGCAGGUAGUUGUGCUGCCCUCUAGUGGAAGAGAAUGUAAUUGUUCUGCCUGUUACUAAUCAGGUGGAAGCAGAUAAUCUUCCACGGCACACCUUUGUGCCGCACCACAGUGGUUUGGAAACACUGCCUUAAGCAGCCACGUGUAGCAAAGGCCUGCCGCUGCUGGCUGGGACUGCUCAUCACUGCAGUACUAGUGAAUACACUGAGUAAUUCACAGGGCCUGGUUCAUCAUUCAUGAAUAUCAUGUAACCCCAGCAAGAUAAUACCACCUAUCAAAGUAUCCAAAGAAAUGUCCAGGAAACUUUAAGUGAAAUGCUGUUACUGACCUGGUCAUUUGCAGUGUCCACAUCAGUGAAUAGAAGACACACCAGGUGUUAUCUCAGUGGGUCAGUGUGUGAUUUUAACAACAGCAAUCACAGGAUUUCCCAUUUUGGCAUAAUUCAGUUCUACUUCCUCACUCUAACUUCAAAGAUGGGAGCGCUACCCUUGAAGAGCAGCAGUGGAAAACUUUUAAUUAUGAGACAUUAAAGUAUGGAAUAGGGAAUUCCUCUACUGAUGCGUUUCCAGGACUUUCAGUUUCAAUCUGAGAAACAGAAAAUUCCUAAGAGCAGAUAGUCUUUAAAGGCGGUGAUGCAGGCAGGACUUCAUUACACAUGACUGUGAAGCUCAUUCUGCUUCUCAGACUCUAGCAGAAUGACUUCGGCAUCAGUUCCAGUAUCAUGAUAGCUGCUCAUCAGGGCAUAUCCAAUCAGUCAUUCAGAUAUAUGUCAGUCACCAUAUUCCUGAAAUGUGUAUUCAAGCAUGAAAAAUAGCAGAAAGAAUGCCCAGCAAUGGCAAUAGAUAUGUGCAGAUAUCAGUAAUGGCAGCCUUCAUGGUUCAAGCGCCACAUUAUCCGCUAACAACGCUAACAUUUACAGACUCUCAGCAGAGCCGCCACUUCUAAAAUUUGUUUUCUGAAGCCUUUAUUUUCAUUUGCUCAUUUCUAAGCCACAUAUUUGAUCAUCAACAUACGAAACAAGUAAAAUCCAACACUGCCAAAAUGCCCAUUAAGUACUUGAAAUGCUCAUCAUGUGAUGACCGCCAUGUGAUACCCGGUUAAACCCAAUUAUACGACUUUAAAUAUAGUGCCAAUACAGAGAGGUGCAGGCUUUUUUUGAGAUGAAGAAGAAAAUUAUGAAAAAAUAGGAGACUGCUAUUGAUAUGAAGAAGCAGCUGAGAUAAAACCAUAAACAGUGUAAAAGAUAGAUGCAACUAUCUUCACAUUACCCAUUUGUUUCUCAUGUUGCAACCACAUGUAGCACACUAGUGGCUCUAUCUUAUAUAUGUUGUACUUCAUUUACCAUUAAUAAAUGUUAAAACUGAGAUUAUUAUUGUUAAUAAUAUUUUAAAAUUUGAUUCCAGAUUUGAGCAAAGUUCGGACCGGAGUAUACAGAACAUACACCCGUGUAACAUGUUUGGGUUAUAACUGCUGCUUAUUACAGCAAGUGUCUGGGUAGAGCGGAGCAUAGGAGCGCAGUUUGUGUUUCACCGCUUCGGUCUCACUUGUUGCUGACGUUUUCCUCCUCUUCCUGAUUGGCUAGCUUUAAAACUACUAGAUUACUUUUAGAAAAAAGAUCGAGUUCAAAUAUGUGUUUGAAAUAUGUCUCAUUGUUACUCAGUGUAGCAGAAAAUAAUCGUUCCGAUUAUAUAAACAAUUAACGAAUGACUUCAAUGUAAAGUCUUUCCCAUGUACUGAUAUUCAGGGCUGCAGUUUAGUGUAAGAAGUCUACAUAUGUGAGGAACAGCUGAUUGCCACAUUGUUUGCUGUCUCGGUCGAACCUGAUUUGCCAACCUGCUGAGGCUGUUAACACAUAAGCAGAUUUAUCCGGUUAAGCCGUUGCCUUCUGAUUCGUCCACUUUGCACAGCUACCCUUCAGUAGCGAGCAAUUAUCAGAGAAUCCACAUUGAGUUUGACAGUCAAAUUUGAAGAAAGGGUUCCUAAGGGCUGGUAACGUGGUUACAUCGAGCGGUGUGGCUUUGCGCAUCGGUUUCAGUGCGCACACUGGGCGCCGUGGAUGCGCGUCCACGGAGAACAACUUAGCCCGACUUCAUCUGGAAACCUUCAGCUUUCCUUAACGGCUUAUAGAUGAAAACUAUCCUGGAGGAAACUCUUCGUAGGACAAGGAGCCCGUCAGUCUGCGGCGCACGGCGCAACACCGGCGACCAUGUCGGACAACUUCACGGAUUUUAACAACGACACCCUGCCGGCGGCCGCCGUCACACAUUUAAACUUCCCAGCUCUCAUUUUCGGGAUUUUCUUGAUCAUCGUCGUCACCUGUGGAAAUGUGCUCGUGUGUAUAAGCGUUUACUUGGAGAAAGCUUUAAAAACCACUACAAACUACUUUAUAGUGAGUCUGGCAUUUGCAGACCUGCUGCUGGCGGUGCUAGUUCUCCCUCUCUUCGUUUACGCAGAGUUUCAGGGUGGAGUCUGGUCCUUGAACAUGCUGAUGUGUGAUGGCCUGAUGACCAUGGAUGUGAUGCUGUGCACCGCAUCAAUAUUUAACCUCUGUGCUAUCAGUGUGGACAGGUUUAUUGCCGUGUCCAUUCCACUAAACUACAACCGCAAACAUGUGGACCAUCGUCAGCUCAUCCUGCUAUCUGCCACCUGGCUGCUGGCCUUAGCAGUGGCCUCGCCUGUCAUAUUUGGCAUCAACAACGUACCUAACCGUGAUCCCACAGAGUGUAAAUUGGAGGACAACAACUAUGUGGUCUAUUCCUCAGUCUGCUCCUUCUUCAUUCCUUGCCCCAUCAUGGUCCUGCUCUACUUUGGGGUUUUCCGCGGGCUGCGUCGCUGGGAGGAGACCCGUAAGGCCAAACUACGAAGCAGCAUCGAGGCCUGCAGGAAGCUGCAGCACGCUGCCAUCACCACGACCCUCGCCCCAGUGCCAGGCACCAUCCCUGGACCUCUGCCCAUGCCUCUGCCCAGGAUUAUCGAGAGAGAUCUAGCCCAGUCUCGCAUGGAUGAUUCUGGCGACUACAUACAACAGGAGAUUCCUUAUCCACGGCAGUACAGAGAGAACUCGGUGCCUACGCUGACCUUCAGCCAGCAGCAAAUGAAGAAGAGAGCCAAGCUCAACAACAGGGAGAGGAAAGCUAUGAAGGUCCUGCCUGUCGUAGUAGGUUGCUUCUUGUUCUGCUGGACUCCAUUCUUUGUGGUCCAUACGAUGCGAGCUGUGUGUCUGACAUGCAGCAUCCAUCCUGGUCUAAUGAGCACUGUCACCUGGUUGGGCUACGUCAACAGUGCUCUCAACCCCAUCAUUUACACCAUCUUCAACACAGAGUUCAAAAAAUUCUUCAAGAAAUGCUUCCGCAGCUGCUGCUGACAACAGAUUUCCCACCACAGACUGCAGUGAGCUGAAGGCGGAAUGAGGAGACUGGGAAUGGGUUUUGGAAGGAUUUACAGGAUUUACAGCAUAUGACUUCUGCUGGAAAAUCAGAGGUCUUCAGUUUAACCACUUACUUAUGGUUGAUAGUGGCUUGCUGACAACUUAUUAAGAUUGCUUCUAAGUUGCAAAUACUGAUCUUAUAAAUUCCAUAUCUGGGUCUGUUUUCUCCAUUGAUGAUGUGAUUUUGUGAUCCCCAUGGAUUACUGCCUAGAAAAAACUAACAGUGCAUUUGUGGAAAGCUACAGAAAACAGAGGAACACAGCCUCCCUUAUUGAAAACAGAGAUUUCACUUUGUCUACACGGCACUUUUUUGAAAUAUACUGUCCAUCAGCCUUGGCUGGCUGGGGUUAAUGUGAGCCAGUUCCACUGAAGGACAUGAGGAUUUGUAUAGAGCCUGAGCAGCAUUACUGCCUGAAAGGAUAAUCUCAGGGCAAAACAUCUCCAAGGAUACGGAAAGACUGAGUAAGCUUCAACAGAGCAGAAUGACAAGCAGCUAAAAGCAGCUUCAAGAGUAAAAAAUUGAUCUAAAAUCAGCCACUCAUGCCUACUGUUAUGAAUAAGCAUAAAGAAACAGUUUGGCAUGAUGUGUUUCUUGCAGACAGAUAAAGAAGAUAAACACCGGUCUCAUGUUUGUGUGGUAAAUAUGAAGCUACAGCCAGCAGCUGCCUAGCUUAACUUAGCUCAGAGUAGCUUAGCUUAGCUUAGCAUAAAGGCUGGAAAGAAUAGAAACAUUAAAAACAUUGUACAGCUCUGAAUUAUUGCCAUCUCGGCCACAUAGUAGCAAUUUUCAGUCAUUAGAAGCAGAAUUAGUAAUCAGUGCUCGCUUAUGAGUUACCCACUGAAUAAAGACUUUUAUAGUAUUAGAUGUGAUUAGCGGCACAGCAAGAUGCAACAGGUGAUGGACAGUUGUAGUCAAACGCUGAAAUGUGCACACCUAACAAUGUUGAAUUUGAGACAAAUUCCAAAUUCACAUAACACAUAAGUACUUUGUAAACUUGACGUUACAAGAAAGGGUGUCGGAUCAGGUUUUAUGAGCUGCUAAUAUACACGAGGUGUUUCCAAAGGGUUGGAAGGAUUACGGAUACUCUCACUUGCCAAGCAUUAUAAAGCUUAUUUAACUUGGAUUAAAUUGUGAUAAAGAAUCACACAUAGGGUUACAAGCCCUACUUUGACUCUGCUCAGAAGACUGUAUUGCCUCCUUUACAUUACCAGUCUAGAAUCUAGUGUGCGACCUUUUCCAGCCUUUAUGCUGAUCAAAGCUAAGCUAAACAACCUCUGGCUAUAGUGUGAGUGUGUUUGACUGAGUGGAAGGAUAUAAUGAUGUUGUGUUUAUUCUGUCUUCAGGUAAGAAACCAUUCAAGUGUUUAAGGAGCUUGCAAAGAAAAGCGUCUGGACUUCUUUAAGUUGCUUGAAGACGUUUCACCUCUCAUCCGAGAAGCUUCUUCAGUUCUAAGGUCAAAUGGCCGAGAGUCCCAGAUUUAAACCCUGUGGGAGUAUCCCCCCAAAAGGGACAAAGGACCCCCUGGUGAUCCUCUAAUCACAUGAGCCAAGGUGUGAAAGUGGGUGUGGGACCUAAUCAGCCAGGGUUUCGGGUGAGCUCAUUGUGAAACCUGGCCCCACCUUGUCAUGUGAAUUCCUGAGGUCAGAUGGCCCAGGAUGUGAGUGGGCAUUAAGGCGUCUGGGGAGGGAACUCAAAACUGGAUUAUAGAUGGCAGACAGUUGGCGUCGUAAACCACCGCCUCUGUUCAAAGAUGGUCACUCACAGUGGACAUAGAUGGCCUCUUUCACUCCUCUUUCAAACCAUCUGUCCUCUCUGUCCAAAAUGUGAACAUUGGCAUCCUCGAAAGAGUGACCUUUGACCUUUAGAUGCAGAUGGACUGCUGAGUCCUUUGUCCCUUUUGGGGGGAUACUCCCACAGGGUUUAAAUCUGGGACUCUCGGCCAAUUGACCUUAGAACUGAA